AUGGAUAAGGUCAAUGAGAAGCUGAGAGCUAUCAUUAUAGUUAACAGAAUUGCCAAAAACAAUAGCACAAAGGGCCUUCAAAGGCCAAAUGAAAAGGCUCAAUCUCUUAAUAUUUCCCCUUCGUCCACUCAUGCCCCCCCCUCAAUUUUAGUUCAUGAAAAAGGAAUCUCCUGUGAUACUUUCAACACCGUUACCGUUGUUGAUCUCAGUGGGGCCUCCAUUUCUGGCAACCUCACUUCCGCUAUAUGUGCCCUCUCUAAUCUCACCGCCUUGACUCUCCAACGCAAUGCUUUCACUGGUCCUUUCCCCAUUGGCCUCUUUCAUUGCAAGCGUUUGCACAAGCUCGAUUUGUCGAGCAACCACUUUGCCGGAACGCUGCCCACUCGUAUCUCCGAGUUGAGCGAGUUGAGAAUCUUGAACUUGGCAAAUAAUAGUUUCAGUGGCUCCAUUCCUCCAGCCUUCGGAAUGCUGCCAAAGCUCGAAGCUCUCUUCUUCCACGAAAAUAGUUUGAGUGGCGAAUUUCCUAAUUUUGUCGGGGAAUUAAAGUCUCUGAAGAACCUCACGUUUGACAAUAAUCCUCUGCGUCCUGGUGUGCUAGCCACAGAGCUUGGCAAUUUAAAGCAACUGCAGCAGUUAUUUCUACAAAACUGUAGUCUUGUGGGCCGAAUCCCCAAUUUCUUGGGCAAUUUAACACGGCUGGAGGAGUUGGAUUUGUCGUGGAAUCAUCUCUCUGGUGCUAUUCCUACCAGUUUAUUGGCUCUUGAGAAUUUGACAUUAUUGCUUCUCUAUGACAACAAUUUGUCUGGGCAAAUUCGGGCUAACAUUGGUCAACUGAGGAGCCUGUCCAUCUUGGAUUUUACCGACAAUAAACUUUGCGGUGCAAUACCCGAUGGAGUCGCCAAUCUCACAUAUCUGAAUUAUCUACAACUGUCCAGCAAUCGGCUUACAGGAGAGAUACCUGCUGAGCUCGGCGGAUGGUUGCCUCAGAGUUUGGGUACAUUCUCCAAUCUCAUUGCUGUUGAUGUGUUGGGAAACGAAUUGGAAGUCCCUCUGCCAAAUAAUCUGUGUCGGGGAGGAGCGCUCUAUACCUUUACUGCCUCUUCAAACAAUUGCAGUGGUAGUCUGCAUUCGUCUUUUCAAGACUGCAAUUCUCUAGGGUAUCUGUACAUCGAGAACAAUCAUCUGAGCGGCGAGAUUCCUCCUGGACUGUGGGAUUCUUCCAAUCUCAAGGAAUUGCUUCUCAGCAACAAUACGCUUGAAGGCCAGAUUUCAGCUGCAAUUGGCAAAGAGAAGAAUCUGAGUUGGUUGAACAUAAGCAACAACCGGUUCGAAGGAAGAAUACCUAUACAAUUCGGAAAGCUGACAAAACUUCAAGUAUUUGAAGCCAGUAACAACCAGUUGUCAGGGCCCAUUCCUCAUGAGAUUGGGGCCUUAAGUUUGGUCAGUACUCUGCAGCUGGACCAUAAUUUUCUGUCAGGAAAAAUUCCCAUGGAAAUAACGUUGCUAAGGAAGCUCAGUCAGCUCAAUUUGGGUCACAAUCUACUUAUAGGCGAAAUCGCUGCAGCUUUGAACGACAUCAUGAACAGUCUUGAUCUGUCAAACAAUUUGCUUUCUGGUGGUAUUCCGCGCGAAUCAGGACGCCUGAAACUGAGUGUUUUCAAUGUAUCCAACAAUGACUUGUCUGGACGCAUUCCUGAGUCUCUCGACAUUCCGGCUUACAAGGAGGGUUUUCUGGGAAAUGCGAAGCUAUGCGGGGGUCAGAAUUUGAUGCUACCUCCGUGUCCUUCUCCUCAUACGCUAUCACCUCAGAGUUUAGCUUCUAUCCUGUUACCGCCUUUGCUUUUACUAGUGGCCGUGACCUUGUGCUCCAUUUGCCGUUGUUGCUCGAUUUCCAGGAAGCCAAGAAGCACGCCAUCGUGGAAAUUAACUCCAUUCCACUCGACAGAUGUGAAAGAGCUAUACAUCCUCCACAAUUUGAAGGAGAGUAACGUGAUUGGAUCCGGAGGUGCUGGAAAAGUUUACAAGGUCACUCUCCACAACGGGCAAUCGGUAGCCGUUAAGAAGAUCCGGAACGUGAGCAGAUUCACAGGAAGUUUUAGGAGAAAAGGUGAGCAGCAAGAAAGAAUAAAAAUGGGGAAGUGGAGGUGA
Messenger RNA from Cryptomeria japonica (Japanese cedar), 2148 nucleotides. Its product is annotated as receptor-like protein kinase HSL1. The coding region runs from base 1 to 2148 and encodes 715 amino acids. Gene Ontology annotation, molecular function: protein binding. Gene Ontology annotation, biological process: hormone-mediated signaling pathway. NCBI's taxonomy places the organism in Eukaryota, Viridiplantae, Streptophyta, Pinopsida, Cupressales, Cupressaceae. Gene Ontology annotation, cellular component: plasma membrane. The record is from RefSeq and is a predicted model, not a curated record. The transcript has 3 exons.